Molecule: messenger RNA, 867 nt
Organism: Tetranychus urticae (two-spotted spider mite)
Lineage: Eukaryota; Metazoa; Arthropoda; Arachnida; Trombidiformes; Tetranychidae
Biological process (GO): positive regulation of transcription by RNA polymerase II
Cellular component (GO): nucleus
Molecular function (GO): protein binding; transcription cis-regulatory region binding
Source: RefSeq, a predicted model, not a curated record
GCUAAUCGCCCAUCUCUAGAACGCAUUGAAGUUUAUGUUUCUCUUUUUGCUCAUUGCUUUUCGCGAUCUGUUUUGCUUUCUCUGUUCUUUGAUUCUAAUGACUUCAAAUACAGUACUUGAAAUUAUCGGUUUGAAAUAAAUUUAAAAAUUGAAUAAAUCUGAAAACUGUGAACGACAUCUCAUAAUAACUAUGUCUUCAGAAGAUAGAACGCUUUUACAUGUUGCUGCCUCUGAAGGCGAUUUAACCAAAGUGAAAGAAAUUCUCAAAGAUCCUAAAACUGAAUUGGAUGCAACUGAUGAGUUAGGUUGGACACCGUUAAUGAUUGCUUGCUCAGCGGGUAAUAUUGAAAUUGUUAAGGAACUCAUUGGAUCUGGUGCCGACAUAAACCGACCAAACAUUAAUGGACAAACUGUCUUGCAUUAUGCUGCAUCUAAAUCUCAUUUUGAAAUUUGUGAAUUACUUUUGAACAGCAAGGCUGAUGUCAAUCCCCAAGACAAAUACGGAUCAACUCCUUUACAUCGAGCUGCAUCCAAAGGAAACACUAAAAUUGUUAAUUUACUAUUAUCAUCUCCUCACAUUCAAGUCAAUAUUCAAGAUAACUUCGGGAAUACCCCUUUGCACUGUGCUUGCGAGGAGGAACGAUUGGCCGAAUGCAAAGCACUCAUUGAAUCUGGCGGAGAUCUUGAAAUUUUGAACAAAGAGAAGCAAACUCCAUUGGAUUUAUGUAAAAGAUACCAAGUACGGAAGAAAAUUGCCUCUGGUGAAUUCGAUCUGUGAGAUCCAUAAAAAUAUUUUUCGACUGGCCUUAUAAACUAAUCGAAUGUCUUCUUGAACUCUCAAUAAAGUUAAUUUUUCAAGAUACUCCA